AUGGUAUCUAGUGAGCUGAUCUUUGGUGUGGCAUUCUUCUUUCAGUGCACCAUUGGUGUUGUAGGAAAUUCACUGCUGCUCCUGCUCUAUGUUUGUAUCUCCUUCAAAAAGCCUCAACAGAAGAAGCCAAUGGACUUGAUUCUUGCUCAUUUGACUUUGGCCAACAUGAUAACACUUUUUACCAGAAGCCUCCCAGAAAUCAUGUUUUGUUUUGGGAUGAGACAUUUUUUAGAUGAUUUAGGGUGUAAAGCACUCAUAUACAUUUACAGAAUUUCUCGGGGACUUUCUGUCUGCACAACGAGUCUUCUGAGUAUGUUCCAGGCCCUCAUCAUCAGUCCCCACAACUCUGUGUGGGCAAGCAUCAAAGUCAGAGCCCCUAAAUACAUUUUACAUUAUUUCCUCCUUUUCUGGGUCACCAAUGCAGUGAUAUUCAUCAGGAUCAUUGAACUCACUGAAGCAACCAAAAAUGUCACAAUUUCUAGGUUUCGUUAUACUUCACAUAUCUUCAUGGUACAAUUAAUAAAUGAUGAUGAAAUUUCAGCUGCAUUUCUGUUUAGUAUGAUUUUUCAUGACCUUAUCUUUCACUUCCUUAUGGGCUUGUCCAGUACCUACAUGGUGCUCCUACUCUAUAGACACAGCAAGCAAGUCCAGCACAUUUAUAGUGGUAGUCAUUCCCCUAGAUCUUUCCCUGAAGUCAAAGCCACACAGACUAUCCUCUUGCUUUUGACUUGUUUUGUUUUAUUCUACUGGAUCAACAACUGUAUCACCAUAUACGAAACUUCUAAAAUUGAAAAAGAUGUUGAGCUGGAAACCAUUGCAAGCUUUUUUGGUGGAUGUUACCCUGCCCUCUCUCCCUUACUGCUGAUUGGCAGUGAGAGUCGUAUCCCAAAUUUUCAUUGUAUGCCUAGAAAGGUACAAAGGCCUCAUAAGGAUUUUAUGGAUGGAUUCACCAACUCAUGA
Trichosurus vulpecula (common brushtail) is the source of this 960-nucleotide messenger RNA. Its product is annotated as olfactory receptor class A-like protein 1. Gene Ontology annotation, molecular function: pheromone receptor activity. Gene Ontology annotation, biological process: G protein-coupled receptor signaling pathway. The record is from RefSeq and is a predicted model, not a curated record. The transcript has a single exon. Gene Ontology annotation, cellular component: membrane. Bases 1 to 960 code for a protein of 319 amino acids. Lineage: Eukaryota; Metazoa; Chordata; Mammalia; Diprotodontia; Phalangeridae.